Arachis ipaensis is the source of this 2393-nucleotide messenger RNA. RefSeq lists its product as uncharacterized. The record is from RefSeq and is a predicted model, not a curated record. NCBI's taxonomy places the organism in Eukaryota, Viridiplantae, Streptophyta, Magnoliopsida, Fabales, Fabaceae.
ACACAAAUAAAACUUCAUAGCACAAUAAGUAAAAGAUAGAUGCACUUUAAUUUGAGAUAACCUAAGGUGUUUAACUACAAGGGAAGUAGGGAAUAGGAUGUUAUCUGCGGUAAAAUACCAGCCUUUUUUUUAGAGUGCUGUUGUUCGAGUGAGUUGCUCUAAUUUCUUGCGUUUUGAUGGUCUGUUUCCAAUAGAUCUAAAAUGGUUGUCCCAAAUGGCCAGCCGUUGUCCCCAACCAUUUCAAAUUGGCUGAUUUGUGGCGAAUCCUGCUGCGAAAUUUGGAGCCGCUCCACAUUAAUUGAACCGAGGCGGUAAUCGGCCCUCACCGCAGCAAAUAACUAUGGGGGGAAAGGGGUUUUGCCUCACUAAUGAAAUACCCAGACCAAAUUAAUUUUGCGCCAUAACCUUCAAGUAUUUGGCGCAAGAACCCUUCCUCAGAGCCAAGGUUAACAGGCCCUCCCUCAGCCGUGUAGCUCCCGUGCACGAAGGUGAAGUAGAAGGGGUCGUCCGAGUUUUCUCCUUCUGCCGUGCAUGUGUGUGACGUCGUCGGCGUCAUCCCAAUCCAUCCGUCCCUGUGUCAUCCUUGGCAGGCUUCUCCCCUUUGGCGGUGCUUCGCGUUCCCGAUUGCAAUAGACUCCCCUCUCAGUGGUUUAUCUCAUCCACGUCCGUCUCUGCGGUUUGUCCGCGUCCUGAAGCCCCUUCUCUCACUGUCCGAUUCCCGGUGGUUCCUCUCUCACCCUCACUCCAGUCAUCCUGCUGCACUUGGGAAAGAUGUCCCGGGUAGGUCGUUUCAUGAAGAAAGUCCGUGUAGACACAGCAUGUCAAUAGCCUCAAGUGGGAGGUCAUGCGGCUUCAACUUCGCAGAGAGCGGACUGCCCAAUUGCGCCACCCAGUGGCAGUAGUGCCCCCACAUCCUCGUCUUUACGCCCCUUUCGUCCGCCCCGAACCGAACCACUGCCUGCUCCACAGGCUUCCAUGAAUGAUGUUCAAAACUCGGAGCCGGAAGCCAAAGAGGUAGACCCAAAGGCAGAUGAGGUAGAUUCUUUUGACCAACAUGUUGAUAACCUUUUAGCUGUAUCAGAUGCUUAAAGGCGCAAGGGACGCAAGACCACAGAAUUUUGGGAUGUUAAAACAAUUGAAUCCGAUGGCACAAUCAAACAGGUCAAACUGAGUGUGAAGGAAGCUAUAAAGCCACCUAAUGGAAGAAAGAUCGUACUCAGGUUUAACAGUGCACUGCAACCAGUUGGGGAUGAAGCAGGUCUACUGAGCAGCGUUAUGGGACUGCUAGGAUCUGACUACACCAAAUUUCCAAUCUGCGAGAGGGACUGGAGAAAGGUUCGCACCAGGGACAAGGUCUAUAAUGAAAUAGUAAAGGAAAUAUUCCAUUUUGAAGAAGAUAGUAGAGGAAUUAUAAAAGGUAUAAUAUUCAAAAUGCUAGGAAGGGCUUGGAAGGAAACGAGGAACAGAUUAUACCAUCACUGCUAUGACCCAGAACUUUCACUUGCAGCAAAUAUUGAAAACCGCCCAGAUGGAAUUAUUGCGGACCAUUGGAGAAGGUUUCUCGAUUAUCGCAAUAGCGAAGAGACACAGGAGAAGUGUAAGAAAAAUGCCGAGAAUCGAUCAAAGCAGCUUUACACCCACACCGGCGGAUCGAAAAUCUUGGCAAGGCUCGGAGAAGAAGAGUCGGAACGACAAGGGAGGAUAGUUAGUAGAGGAGAGUUGUAUCUCUUAACGCACAAAAGAACUAAUGGCUCUUAUAUCCAUGAUGUAGCUCGCGCUAUUGGAGAAAGAAUUGAGGCUAUUGAGCAGGGCGAUGAAUCUUCUGGACUGUUAUCCCAGAAUGAUUCGCUUGCUCAAGCUCUCGGAAAAGAGCACCCGGGUAGGGUGCGUGGCAUGGUGUUGGGGCCGACUUCUAGUCAAGUCUUCGGUAUGAAUUCCCAUCAGUCGAGCAAUGGUUUUGAAAGGGAGGAGACCCAAAGGGUGCUGCUUGAACUGCAAGAAGAGUUGGCAGCAUAGAAAUUAAAAAGGAAGGGAGUGGAGGAUGAAGUAGCAGCCGAGAAGACUAAAAGACAGGCAGUGGAGGAUGAAGUAGCAGCCGAGAAGACCAAAAGACGGACAGUGGAGGAUGAAGUAGCAGCUGGGAAGGUCAGGAUGCAGGCAAUGGAGAGUGCUUUGAUAUGUCUACUUCAAGGGCAAGGUAGGAAGCUGCCAUCAGACGUCGCCACAUGGAUGAGUGCGUUGGAGGGACAGAAUAGAAAGUAGUUCUUAGGAUUGUGGAACCUUUUCUUCUUUCAGAUAUACACUUUUAUUUUGUUGAUUAUGCAACUCUUAGUAAGGAGUACACUUUGUUGAUAUUCGGAUAAUUAUAUUAAUUAAAUUAAUGGUUUUGCUAU